Messenger RNA from Penicillium cataractarum, 591 nucleotides. Its product is annotated as EF-hand superfamily Ca2+-modulated protein. Bases 1 to 591 code for a protein of 196 amino acids. The record is from RefSeq and is a predicted model, not a curated record. The transcript is spliced from 3 exons. NCBI's taxonomy places the organism in Eukaryota, Fungi, Ascomycota, Eurotiomycetes, Eurotiales, Aspergillaceae.
AUGCCGCCCAAGAGGCGCGGAGCUCCCACCAGCUCCUCCACCACCGCCACCGCAGCCCCCAGGCGCGCACGCUCCAAACUCGCAAAAGAGAACGACAUCACCGCCGAAGAAGAAAACGAAAUAAAAGAAGUCUUCCAACUCUUCGCCGACGCAAACGAGGACUUCCCCACCGAGAAAGAUGGCGUCAUGCCGCGCGAGGACGUGCGCAAAGCUAUGGUAGCCCUCGGCGUCCCACCAACAGACUCAACCGAACUCGCCGACAUCCUCUCCGCCGUCGACCCAACCUCCACGGGCUCCGUCCCCUACAGCGCCUUCGUCUCCGCCGUCGCCGCAAAGCUACGCUCCCAAGAUGACGAUGCCCGAGCCGCCGAAGUAGACACCGCGUACCAGCUAUUCACGCGCGGCUCGGACGGACCGAUCUCGCUGAGCCAUUUGCGGCGCAUCGCGCGCGAGCUCAAGGAGGACUCUGUUGAUGACAAUUUGCUUAAGGAUAUGAUUAUCGAGGCGAAUGGGGGUGCUGGGUUGAGUUCUGGCGUGACGCUGGAACAGUUUCAUGAUGUUAUGAUUCGGGCGGGGGUUUUUAAGAUGUGA